Molecule: messenger RNA, 2391 nt
Organism: Lottia gigantea (owl limpet)
Lineage: Eukaryota; Metazoa; Mollusca; Gastropoda; Lottiidae
Exons: 6
Coding region: 210-1892 (560 amino acids)
Biological process (GO): transmembrane transport; monocarboxylic acid transport
Molecular function (GO): monocarboxylic acid transmembrane transporter activity
Source: RefSeq, a predicted model, not a curated record
CUAGAAUAAAUAAGCUAUCUUAACAGUUAGCUGUUGACUUUCUAAAGUGCAGUGAUUACAACAACAAGGGAAAGUGGUCGGAGAAGCUUUUUAAAUGGUUUCGUAGAAACACUCAGUGUGGGUGAUUGAUAAGGACAGAUUGAGCAGAACUACAUUAUCAACCAUAACAUUGAGGACCAAAACAGAGAGAACAUAAUAUAAACGAAAAUAUGGUUCAUCAAGAUAAUGGACUGAUGGUCGGUGAAGAUGAAAGUGUUGAAGACGGUCUGCUUGAUGAUACUGGCAGGGGCUGUGAUGUUAGGUUAGAGAUAAAUGGGAAAGAGGUAGAUCUCGAUGGUGCUGCUCGGAAAGAUCUCGAAGAUGAUGUUGAUGAUCCCGAAGAUGAUGACGAUGAUGAUGGAUUGCCCAUUGAUAGAGGUUGGGCUUGGGUAAUUUCUAUGGCUACUUUUGUGAUCCAGCUAUUAAAGGUUGGAUAUCAAAGAUCAAUGGGAUUAUUGUUUAUAGAGUUUUUACGUGUUUAUCAGACCAACACAACCGUAACAACAUUAAUAAGUGGCGUAAGUGCCGGAGUGUUUGGAUUUUCAGUGUUUAUAUCCAUGCAGGUAUUAGUGGGUUGGAUACCAGUAAGAUAUAUUAUUAUGAUAGGGGGUACCAUUGCAUCAAUAGCUAUCAUUGGUUCAGCUUUCGCCACAAAUAUAGUCCAGCUUAUACUUCUACAAGGCGCUCUUGCUGGCUGUGGCAACUCUAUGAUGGCUGGCCCUGCUUAUGUUUUAAUUAGUAAAUAUUUCAAAAAGCGUCGUGGUUUGGGUACCAGUUUAGCAAGCAGUGGUAUAAGUGUCGGGUCGGUGGCUUUUCCUAUAUUAAUGAGAUAUCUUUUGGAUGAGUAUGGUCUUCAGGGCACGCUGCUCAUAGUUGGUGCAAUUCAACUCAAUAUAGUCACAAUGGCUUGUUUAAUGAGACCACUAGAGAGUUUCAAGCGCUCUAAAAUAAAGAGAGAUGUUCUGUUAAAUAACGCAAAGUUAGUUAAAUCAAAGGAACUGGAGACAUAUCCCGCUUUGGAUACUCGAAGGAAAUCAAAAUCGUGUGAAGAGAUACAGCCCUAUAUGACACAAUUUCAGCUUACACCAUCAAGCACGGCUAACAUUCACCAGCGAUCUAAAUCUCAGUGUAGUCUUGCACAUUCUCAAAGUGAACUAUAUAAUUUUAAAGGGGUCCUGAUGGUAACUGAUGAGGUUAAUAAAGAUCAGACUACUGGCUGUACAAAUCCUCUUAAAAACAUAGAUUUUUCAGUGUUGAAGAACCCAUAUUUUAGUUUAAUUGGUACCACGUCUUUCCUUGGUAUUAUUGGUAUAUUGUUUGUGAAUUAUUACCCAGUGUUGAUGUAUGAACAGGGUUCCAGUAAACAAGACGCUGCCAUAUUUCUCUCCAUAGCCGGGGGAAUUGACUUCUUUGCUCGAUUAGGGGCAGGCUACAUCUCAGAUUUUGGAUGUAUCAAAAGAACUUAUAUAUGUGUGAUAUCAUUAAUAAUAACGGGUAUUAACUGUCAUAUGGUGAGAAUUUACACUACCUACGGACUACAGUUAAUGGGAACUAUACUUUUUGGACUCUUUGGUGGUAUUUUCACCUCAUUUUUAGUACUUUUAAUACCAGAUUUCUUGGGUGUGGAGAAAAUGGCCAAAGCCCUGGGAUUUAAUUUCAUUAUAUUAGGCAGCGCUUUGAGUAUUUACAAUCCACUUGUUGGUGCUUUGAAAGAUUUCACUGGGUCCUAUGUAGCAGCCUAUCAUUUUAUGGGGACAUUACUAAUAUUAGCGGCAGUCUUAUUGCUAAUGGAACCAUUAUUUGGUAAAUGUGUUGAAAAACAAGAGCAGAAAGAGAAGGACGUUCAACUGUAAUGGUUCCGUGACACAUUAUGUUGUCUUUCGCUCUUCAGGAAAUCUUUCAGUGGUAGAUGUAAGAGAUUCAUUUUAUUACGCCAUUUUUGCAUAUGUUCAGAAAUUUACUGGAAUCUUUUUUUAAACAAAUUAACAUUCAUAAUGCUUGUUAUCUCCCUUGAAAAUAAUUUGUUAUUUGGAUAAGAGUGGUUGUAACAACAACAUAUAAUGGAAAUUACAUCAUUGGAUUACGGUGUUUUUGUCACUUUGAUUAAAUACAUAACGUAAGUCACUAUAAAUGAAGACGUUGAAACUAUUGGUACUUGUACUUAUAUAAGUGGCUGUAACCAUUCCGUCAAACAAAUCUUGAUGUCAUUUUCUUUGAGAGCAGAACAGAUUUGUAUACAAUGUUACUGGAAGAUGGUGUGUAUGAGACAGUCAUUUAAAAUAUUUGUCCUCGUUUAGUUUCUUAUCACCCUUAUUUUGGUUUCCAUAUACAAUUAACAUAUGGUAUUGAAUA